AGCUGUUUCCGCCAAGAGUUUAUUUAUUGCACAGACGUUUGUUUUGCCAAUCGUUACAUUAUGUUUAUAUACUUAGGAUCGCGUUUGCAAACAAAUGGUGUGCGGGGCGGUGUACAGUUAGUAAAGAAGUACACAGCCGUUCAACAGCUUCACACCAGUGCCCGGGCACAUAACUAUGCCGCCGCUGCCCCAUUGCCGCUACCGGAAAAUGUAGACGCCGCGGAGCUUACGCAGCGUUUCUCCGCGCAACGUUCUCGUGACAUAACAGCAACGGUGAUGUCCGCACAAGCGCCCAUUUCAACGAUUGACAUUACAACUGACAACAGCCUUGGCGCCCAAUCGGUUUCUAGCCAGGAUGCGCAUGUGCAGUCCUAUGACUGUUUCGGUGCCGUCAGCCUAAACUCUGCCAUGCAGAGUAACGUGCCCCAACCAUUUGGUGGCAUGCACAAAUUCUCGCACCUGAACAUGCCGGGUGGUCAGUGGUCGCAGGAGUAUAAAUUUAUGUCCGAGGACUUGACCAGCUCCCACUACCGCGCGCUUCGUGACAGCGCACGUGCUGAAUGGGCUGCCUACGAUCAAAACGCCACUAUGCUGGCUCGGCAACCAAACAAAGCACGUUUCGCAGAAUUUGCGCGCAGGUACAGCACACAAGCGACCCCGCCCCAACAGGCAACAAAGGAACAAGCAACAGAGACAGCAUGUGGAAAAAAGCCAAGCAGGAAGGAGCAACUGAAGAACGCUGUUAAAGAGUACGGCAGCACCAUUGUAGUGUUUCAUGUCGGCAUCUCGCUUAUAUCGCUGGGCGGUUUUUACUUGCUCGUGUCCAGUGGAAUAAAUGUUAUGCCUGUUCUGGAAUACCUUGGAAUCGAGUCGCAGGCUAUUUCCGAUAAAAUUGCCACCGGCAGCACAUUUGUGGUCGCCUAUGCUGUCCAUAAGGUCUUCGCACCUGUUAGAUUAAGCAUAACAUUAGGAUCGGCACCGUUUAUAGUGCGUUAUCUUCGUUCCAAGGGAUUUUUAAAAGUAAAGGCCAUAAACAACAAAACGUAAUCGAAUUGCAAUUAUGAUUUUAUGUAUUGUUAUUAUUAUAUUAUAUCCAUUUAUUAUACACGUAUCUGGCAUUUCAA
Messenger RNA from Scaptodrosophila lebanonensis, 1124 nucleotides. RefSeq lists its product as uncharacterized. Gene Ontology annotation, cellular component: mitochondrion. NCBI's taxonomy places the organism in Eukaryota, Metazoa, Arthropoda, Insecta, Diptera, Drosophilidae. The transcript is spliced from 4 exons. The record is from RefSeq and is a predicted model, not a curated record. The coding region runs from base 61 to 1047 and encodes 328 amino acids.